Drosophila erecta is the source of this 4232-nucleotide messenger RNA. RefSeq names its product mediator of DNA damage checkpoint protein 1 (gene mu2). Bases 84 to 3962 code for a protein of 1292 amino acids. The transcript has 12 exons. NCBI's taxonomy places the organism in Eukaryota, Metazoa, Arthropoda, Insecta, Diptera, Drosophilidae. The record is from RefSeq and is a predicted model, not a curated record.
UGUGACCGUCCGUUGCGUUUGUUGUUUCCAACUAUUGUAUUGUUUUUUAUUCGUCCUUCAGUGAUCAAGGAAUUCCCGCCAGGAUGGCAGAUGUAAGCCUGUUUUUUGGAGAUCUGCCGGCCGUUCUUCUGGAGCCUGAUAUAAUAUACCGCAUUGGAAGGAAGAAGGGCCUGGAAAUCAGCAUCGCCGACGAGUCAAUGGAGUUGGCACACGCCACCGCCUGCAUCCUGCGCCGAGGGGUGGUGCGCCUGGCCGCCCUGGUGGGCAGGAUCUUCGUGAACGACCAGGAGAAGACCGUGGUGGACAUUGCCAGGGAGGACACCUUAGCCGGCAAGGUGAAACUCCGCUUUGGCAAUGUGGAGGCCAGGCUGGAGAUUGAAUGUGAUCACGAUGAGGUCCACGAUAGUAGUGGAUUCGGGGAAUGCCUGAAGAACAGAUCAACCAACACGACGUUGGACAGCAUGGAUAUUCCCGAAACACAGCCUCCAUCCGCCAACACGUCAGUCAACACAACGGCAGAUAGCUUCUUCAUACCCGAGACCCAGGCGGUGGUCUUCAACAGACCUUCGACCGGUGAAAGAGUGUCGCUGGGCGAUGACUUCAUGAUACCCGAAACGCAGGAUAUGCUUGCGUAUCUUCCUCCUGAAAAACCCCUGAUUAAACCCUCGGUUAUUCCGGUGGUUAAUAACCGGGAUCCGACGGUGGAAAGCGAUGGGGAAUCAUCCGAGGGCAGCGUGAUACGCAUGUGCACCCAGGAUUAUAAUGAGGAUGCCAUUGAUGACUUCGAUACCUCACAGGUACUCUGCGAUGUUUUUGCGCAGCCACCAAAGCCAAUGGAAACUAUUGAUAAGAAGGAUGAUAAGCGUGAUCAACUGGACACCACCGACAUUGAAAUAAGUGCCUUAAACUGGUCAGCUAACAAUUCCAAAUGCAGUGCCCUGAGUAGCACCAAAGCGGAUGAAAUAUUGCCGCGUGGCGAUGGCUGCAUUACACCUGAUUUGACCGCUCCGUCUGUGGCUAGAAGCAUUUGCACCCCCGAUCUGAUUGAGCUAAUCAUGGGGAGGGAAGCGCGCGAUGGCUCCAGCAGUCCAGAUUUCUUCGUUCGUCCUGCGGACAAAACGAAUACCGCCACACCGCAGUUUAACGGCGUUAAACAGCUGGUUGUGGCGACAAUUGAGACUCCUACUGCCACACCGGACACAGACAAAUCAUCUAGUCAGGAAAUUAAUCAAGAUAUGAUAGCCACUCAACGAUUUCCACGGCAUAAAUUGUUGGAAAGUGACGAGGAAGACAAUGAGCAAAAUAACCAAGACUUCGUGGCGACUCAGGCGUUUAACUUGGGACGUCCGCAGCCUCAAGAAGAUAAGGAAACUAAUCAAGAUUUCAUAGCGACACAGGCGUUCAACUUGGGACGGCCACAACAAAUUGAUUCACUUAAACCCUCGACAGCUAACGAUUCUUCCAACCAAGAUUUCAUAGCAACUCAGGCAUUUAACUUAGGACGCCCACAAGCAAACAAUUCUGUUGGUCCACCAGGAGAUACUGAGACUUCCAACCAAGAUUUCAUAGCUACUCAAGCAUUUCCUGCCCACAUCAAUAGCUCUCGGUGCCAAGACUUCAUAGCCACGCAACCUUUUCCUGUGGUCAAUCAGCAUUCCGUAAGUUUACGAGACAAGGAGAAUAUUCCACUCGACGACAGUGCCAAAGUUGUAACAGUUUCGAAAAUCUUUGAAGAGCCUUGCGAUGAGAUAGAUGCUGUGCUCAAUGAAAUGAUUUCAGGGACUGUGGUAACGUCGCCUGUAAAUCCCAAUGAAGAGUCGAUAAAAUUUUUUGAGCCGUGUGUGAUCAAGGAUAAGAAUCACUAUCAAAAGAUUUGUCAGAUUGAGGGAGUAUUUAGUAACUUGAGUAACAAAAGUCGUUGGCGCACAAGAGCAACUGACGAUGUCAGUCGCAAACGAGUGGCGAAAUCGGAAUCUCCUCCAGCAACACCAAGUCGUAAAAACAGACGAAUUUCAGAGGGUUCUGAGAGACCAAAAAGUAAUUUGAUAAAACGGCGAGACAAUCCAGUCGAUAAAAAAUCAGAACCUCUUAACAAGUCAGUUAUUCGGGAACAAGAUAUCGAUUCUAUUCUGGAAGAGGAAACACAGGAAGAUAAAGCAGACGAUCCUAUUAAAGAAGUUGUCAAUCAAUUGCAAUCCCGUAGAAGCCGAAUCCAAAGCCGUCCUGGGACUCCGGGAAGCUCUUUAGAAAAGAAUGAAGCCAACGCUGAGUUGGCGGAUAAGUCUAAGGAAGAGCCGCCUACCAAAAAUAAACCUAGUAGAAAGGUCAAGAAGGCGGAGACAAAUAAGGCAGACGCAUCCGGGGAUAUUCCCAAGCCUACUACGAGAACAAGGCGCCAAACCAGCGACGAAGAUGCUCGAGCGCCUGAUCUAGCAAAGGGAAGAAAGCUCAAGAAGGCUGCGUCGAGUAGGGCAGACACAUCUAAGAAUAUUUCAAAGGGUUUGACGAAUAGCGCUGAUGAUGCCGAGGUGCCUAAAGAAGAAAGUUCAGUCCAGACUGUAAGUGAGAGAAAGGUUAAAAAGGUCAAGUCAAGUAAAGAGGAAACAUCAAAAGAUAUUUCCAAGCCAAGACCUAGAACCAGGCGCCAAACUGCCGACGAAGAUGCUACGGCACCUGGAGCAGAAAAAGAAAAACAGGUUCAGGGGAACAUAGCUAAGGAAUUGCCCAAGCCAGCAGCCAAAACCAGGCGCAAAGCUAGCGUAGAAGAGGCUGAGAGCUCUGAAGAGACCGUCAAACCGAAAAGAGGAUACAAACGCAAGAAAUCCGAGUCCAACCAAGCUGCCGCACCUGUGGAAAAGUCUACGACUAGAACCAGGCGCAAGACAAUCGUCGAAGAUUCCGACACCCUGGCGGAAGUAAAACCAGAGGGCGCAAUAUUUAAACGUGCGGUUGUCCGCAUAUCCAAAAUAAGCAUUGAAAACCCAGAGUCUUCCACAAGCUCUGCAAAUAACGCCAGAAUAACCCGAUCUGCCAAGUCGCGCUCUGCAACGCCCUCAAUUGAAGAGCCAUCAUCCAGCUCUGCUGCUGCCAAGGGGCCAAAUGUGUCAGGAACUACACGCACAGCCAGGUCAGCUCGGGCUGCCACGUCGGGUACCGCAACCCCUAAAGCCGAUCAGUUACCAACCAGCUUCGGAACUAGCAGGGGACUCAAGCGGUUAGCGGCCCCCGAAGAGGCCACUUCCAAGAAGCCUAAAAUGUCUACUGAUGGGGAAGUCCUAAAGAGCAGAUCAGGCGCUACUACAACGCGAUUUAGUCAGACGGAUAGCGAUCCGAUUAGAGCAAUUAACUUAUAUGUGAGGAAGGCCAAGACUGCAGGCAAAAUUAAGAUAGCGUUUACCAUGUGCAAUCGUCCAGCUUUGGAAUCUGUGCUAAAGUCACUGAAGCACGUGGUGGAGAUCACCGAAGAUCCCUUGAAGUGCGACCUGCUUAUGAUGGACAAGGGCGAGCGCACCUACAAGUUUCUGACAGUCAUUGCUUCCAACAAACCAGUCUUGUCCACCAAUUGGCUGCACUCUGUAAAGAAGACCAGAAGCAUCGACAUAAAGGCAGAGCAUCUGUUCAGCGACGCUACAUUUGAGGAGACCUACAAGUUCAAACCCUCCAGCGUACUGGAACACCCACGUUUGUUGUAUGGCUUGCACUUUAUGCUCGGUGAAGACAUCGUGCCAAAGGCAACCGAAAUGAAAGUCAUUAUUCAAAGCGCCGGCGGUAAGGUGCACGUGCAACCGCCUUCGCUGGCCAUCAGUGUGGAUCUGUACGUGGUCACCACGAGCAAGGAUACGAAGUCUAAGCGACGUCUGAACAACUAUGAAAAGGUACACUUUAUCAAAGCCGAGGCUGUUAUGCAGGCGCUCGUUCAACACAAGAUUGAAAUGCUGCAGGAGUACAAGCUCAAACUUUAAACGUUGUUUUUGGAUAUUUCAUAUUUUUUUAAGUGCUUUUGCGCUUAUAUUGUUAUCGUUUGUCAGCCAUUAUGUCAUUUAGCUCGCGAUUAACUACAAGGAAGUACAUCACACUGCGGAGUCCCAGACGAAAUCUCUUUCACAGUUUACACAUAAACUUUUUGUAUUAUAUAUAAUUGUUUGUUUUUUGGAACCAUCAUAAUUGUGGCCAUACAAUAUUUAGUUGUUACUUUCCUACUGCCUGUCAAAUACAUCAUACGUCUAACACUA